AUGUCGGAUGAGGGAAAUUUCAUCAAAAAAGUGCCCACAAAGGAAACGCAGAAGAUUUUCUCGUCACAGGUGAUUCAAAGUCUCUCAUCGGCUCUUCGACAACUCAUCGACAACUCGCUAGAUGCUGGGGCAACUAUCAUUGACAUUCGUUCUCAACAAAACGGCUACGAGUGGCUUGAAGUGGACGACAAUGGAAGCGGGAUUGGGAGAGAGAAUUUCGAGAAACUGUGUAAACCGCAUGCGACGAGCAAAUUGACGAAUUUCGAGGGAUUGUCGAGUUUGGAAACGCUAGGUUUUCGAGGAGAAGCUCUUCAUUCGAUGGCUUUACUUGGGAAAGUGACCAUAACGACAAGGACGGCUGAAGAUGAUGUUGGCACUCGAUUGGUGUACAAAGAAGCGGAAAUCAGUGAAGAAACAUCAAUUGCAAGACAGAUAGGUACAACUGUUCGAAUUGACAAUCUCUUCUACUCGUUGCCCGUACGCCGAAAGGAAUUCGAGAAAAACCAGAAGAAAGAAUUCAUUCGAUUACUCAAUAUUGUACAGGAAUACGCGUUGCUCUAUAUGAAUGUGAAGUUUUUACUGUCGAAUACGAUCAAUGGUAAAAGAACAGUGCUCAUAGCGACGCCAGGUGGUUCAACUUCGGAUUUGAAAAAUGUUGUGACGAGCCUUUUUGGCGGAAGUUCGGAUCGAACGCAAAUGGUCGCCGUGAAAUGGGACGGAUCGAUCGAUGAGGGAGUGCAACACGAUUACAAUAUGCGAACGGAACAUGUGGAUUUUAUUAAGAUCUCUGGCUAUAUCUCGUCAUGUGCACAUGGAAAUGGACGAAGCUCAACGGAUCGACAAUUUAUCUAUGCGAAUCGACGACCGGUCGAUUUACCAAAGGUUUCCCGAGUGAUCAACGAGGUUUACCAAAGCUACAAUAAAAGUCAACUGCCUGUUUUUGUGAUCGAGAUCGAGGUGCCGUUGUCGUGGAUCGAAGUGAAUGUGACGCCGGAUAAACGAAUGAUUUUCUUCAGUGACGAGAAGCUGAUGCUGGCGGCAAUGAAAUCAGCGAUUCUCGCCACUUUCGCCCCACUACUCGGUGCACAGACGUCCUGCCAAACACAAGAAAGAUUGGGAAAUGAAACGAUGACACAAAAUCCGGAAACAGAACUCCUGCAAUCACCCGCUUUGCUUAGUCCACAAGGAGUGCCCAGUGUAUUCGACUUUAUGAAGGAUUCUUCGGCUAAAUCGCAAAAACGUCCGAUUCGCACCUUCCACGAGCAGAUAAAACGAUCAAAAUUGACAGCUGAAGACUUGGGAACGCCGAGUCUUGUUCCAUGGAAUUUGGCCGAUUUUCUCUACUCAAGUCCCGGAUCUUCACAAGAUAAACGAGGCCUUUCAUGGGCGAAAAAACAAUCGGAUUCAUCUAAAGAAACGAAAAUCGAUUCGAUUUUUCUCCCGAAAGUGAGACCGAAUCAAGAGGAUAUCGAGAUGGAACCCAGGGAAUCGACAAGUGGUGACCGUCGUGAAGAGCAUCAAGGCGAUGAUCGGUCAUUCGAACGUCAUAUCUUUUAUGAAAAACCACAAAAUGCUGAAGAAGAUGAAGCUCAAAUUAAAGAAGAAAGGUACACUCAGAUGAGUCAAUUACGAGAAGAAAUCGAGGGCAAUGAUGAUGGGCAGCGAGAAGAUAUAGAUCUAUUUGAUACUUCAAUACAUCGAACUAUGCAAAAACCACAAAAUGCUGAAGAAGAUGAAGCUCAAUUUAAAGAAGAAGUGUACACUCAGAUGAGUCAAGUACGAGAAGAAAUGGAGGGAAAUGAUGAUGGAUCACAAGACGAUGAAGAUCUAUUUGACACUACAAUACAGCGAACUAUGCAAAAAAUUACUUUUGAUCGAUCACGACUUUUCAAACGUCUACGAGAGCUUCAAGAUGAUGAGAAAGAGACAAAAGAGAACGAUAAAGGAAACGGAGAUGCAACAAAGGUGUUCGACGCGGAGAUUUCAUCGGAGAACGCGAAUGAGGCUGAACGAGAGCUCGAGCAAGCAUUGAGUAAAUCGGACUUCUCUUCGAUGCGUGUGAUCGGACAGUUCAAUCGGGGCUUCAUCAUCACGCAAUUGGAGCAGCACCUCUUCAUCGUUGAUCAACAUGCCGCUGAUGAGAAGUUCAACUUUGAGCGUUUCACAAAAACGGCUCGUGUCGGUUCGCAGAAAAUGAUCAAACCUCAAAAUCUUCAAUUGGGAGCGGUGGACGAGGCGGCUUUGUACGACAAUAAUCACAUUUUUGAGGCAAACGGUUUCGAGUUUGAAUUUGGCGACGAUGGUGUUUAUUUGGUUUCCUUGCCUGUGCUCACAAAAUAUCAAUUUGAUCGAUCUGAUAUUGAUGAGAUUCUCACCUCUGUCACCGAGCACCCAAAUCAAAUGUAUCGGCCGCAGAAGUUGAGGAAAAUCUUUGCCUCGAGAGCUUGUCGCCACUCGGUGAUGGUUGGGGAUACGUUGAUGAGCGGGAAAAUGGAAGAGAUUGUGUCCAAUCUCGGGCUACUCGAUCAUCCUUGGAGUUGUCCCCACGGUCGUCCAACACUUCGCCAUUUGUUCGAUUUGAGAAAAGGCGGCUUUAAA
Molecule: messenger RNA, 2598 nt
Organism: Mesorhabditis belari
Lineage: Eukaryota; Metazoa; Nematoda; Chromadorea; Rhabditida; Rhabditidae
Source: the annotation of a GenBank genome assembly